CUCACCCAAGGUACAACUUCUUCGACCUUUCGCGUCUGUCACUCCUUUCCCACCCUCAGCGGUUGCUUUAUCGACGCCUUGGCAGGUUCCAUCCUCCGUUCACUCCUUCAAGAUCCAAGAAUCCCGGUGAUUUCGACCCUUUUUUCCCCUCCCCAAACGCCCAAAAAAAAAAACAUACCAAAAUGCGUUUCUCCGCUGUUGCCGUUGCCGCCCUGGCCACCCAGGCCGCCGCCUACAGAGCCGACCGCCCUUCCGGCUCCUACUGGGGCUGGGGUCACUUCGGUGGCGGAAAGUGGGGCGCCGUGACCUCCACCAUUACCGUUCCCGCUCCCACAGCCACGGCCCCGGCCGUCGUCCCGACCCCCGAUGCUGCCCCCGUCGAAGAGGUCGCCGCCACCACCACCGCCCCGGCCGUCGCCGCCACCACCGCUCCUUCCAGCGGCUCAUCCGGUCUGACUGCCGACCAGAAGGCCGCCCUCGACGCCCACAACGCUGCCCGGACCGAGGUCGGCGUCCCGGCUCUCGAGUGGGACGACUCCCUCGCCGCCGGCGCUCAGGAGUGGGCCACCCACCUGCUCUCCGUCGGCUCCCUUACGCACUCUCAGACCGCCGACCAGGGUGAGAACCUGUACAUGCAGUCCAACACCGACAGCCCCUACGUCAACGCCGCCAACGCCUGGAUCUCGGAGAAGUCCGACUACAACGGCGAGACCAUCAGCUCCUCCAACUACAUGGGCUUCGGCCACUACACCCAGAUCGUUUGGAAGAGCACCACCAAGGUUGGCAUGGCGCUCGCCACCAACUCCCAGGGCACCUACGUUGUCGCCCGCUACUCGCCCCCCGGCAACUUCAUCGGCCAGAAGCCCUACUAGAUGUCGACCCGACAAUGACCCACCGCACUGGCAGGGCUGUGUGGAGGACGAUGAGAUAAGAAGGCAACAAUGUGGCAGGGACCCUGUUCUGGUAGCUUGGCUGGGCCGAACACUCUACUGUUUUCUUCCAUUCUUGGACAUCUUUUUUAUGUAUUCGGGCUUCAAGGUUUACUUCUUCAAGCGCCUUUGAUGUCGGAUACGGCUGUGAUCAGAUCACCAAGUACGGGAUCAGGCUGUAGACGCUGGAUCUUCUUUACAAUCCCGCGACUUUGGACGGGUUUCCACGACCAUUUGACGAAACGUAGCGAAAAUGCUUUACGAUGCCUCAUUAUCUGA
Colletotrichum destructivum is the source of this 1208-nucleotide messenger RNA. Its product is annotated as Putative CAP domain-containing protein. The transcript has 2 exons. The record is from RefSeq and is a predicted model, not a curated record. The coding region runs from base 183 to 872 and encodes 229 amino acids. Gene Ontology annotation, cellular component: extracellular region. Lineage: Eukaryota; Fungi; Ascomycota; Sordariomycetes; Glomerellales; Glomerellaceae.